Python bivittatus (Burmese python) is the source of this 2838-nucleotide messenger RNA. Lineage: Eukaryota; Metazoa; Chordata; Lepidosauria; Squamata; Pythonidae. The record is from RefSeq and is a predicted model, not a curated record.
UGCUCUUGUAGCCCUACAGGAUCCCAUGUUGAAUGGUGUAAGCAACUCAUCGCUGCUACAAUUUCUAGCCAGAUUUCAGGGUCUGUGCUCUCAGACAACGUAUCCAGAGAAUAUCGGGAGACUCAGGAUGGACACAAUGGCUAUCCUUCUGACGCAGAAGUUGAUCAGGCACUGAGGGAUGGGAACAAACUUGCCCAGAUGGAAGAAGCUCCCCUCUUUCCUGGAGAAUCCAUCAAAGCUAUCGCUAAAGAUGUGGUAUAUAUCUGUCCAUUUAGCGGAGCCAUCAGUGGCACAUUGACAGUGACGGAUUACAAAAUAUAUUUCAAGAAUGUUGAAAGGGAUCCACAUUUUGUCCUUGAUGUUCCCCUUGGAGUGAUAAAUAGAGUUGAAAAGAUUGGAGUGCAGAGCCAUGGAGACAAUUCUUGUGGUAUAGAGAUUGUUUGCAAGGAUAUGAGAAACUUGCGGCUUGCUUAUAAACAGGAAGAGCAUAGACUGGAGAUUUUUCAGAACCUUAUUACCCGAGCAUUUCCUCUUUCUCAUGAGCUGCCAUUCUUUGCAUUCAGUUACAAAGAGAAAUUCCCUACAAAUGGUUGGAAGGUUUAUGAUCCAGUGGCAGAAUGUAAAAGGCAGGGUUUACCGAAUGAGAGUUGGAAAAUAUCCAAAAUUAACAGCACAUAUGAAUUUUGUGAUACGUAUCCUUCCGUUCUUGUUGUGCCAACUAGCGUAAAAGAUGAAGAUCUCUCCCGAGUGGCUGCGUUUAGAGCAAAAGGCAGAGUUCCAGUGUUAUCCUGGAUUCACCCUGAGAGCCAGGCCACCAUCACCCGUUGCAGCCAACCUCUCAUAGGCCCGAGUGACAAGCAGUGCAAAGAAGAUGAGAAAUACUUACAAACCAUCAUGGAUGCCAAUGCUCAAUCUCACAAGCUUUUCAUCUUUGACGCAAGACAAAACAGUGUUGCAGAUACCAAUAAGGCCAAAGGCGGUGGGUAUGAAAGUGAAAGUGCCUAUCCCAACGUGGAGUUGAUCUUCUUGGAAAUCCCGAAUAUACAUGUGAUGAGAGAAUCUCUGCGUAAACUGAAAGAAAUUGUUUACCCCACCAUCGAUGAGUCUCGAUGGCUGUCCAAUGUGGAGAGUACGCACUGGCUGGAAUAUAUACGGAUGCUUCUUGCUGGAGCUGUGAGAAUUGCUGACAAAAUUGAGUCAGGCAAAACCUCAGUGGUGGUACACUGCAGCGACGGUUGGGACCGUACAGCUCAGUUGACUUCCUUGGCAAUGCUAAUGUUGGACAGCUAUUACCGUACCAUCAAAGGCUUUGAGGUCCUCUUAGAGAAGGAAUGGAUGAGUUUUGGACAUCGCUUUGCAAUGCGAGUCGGCCAUGGAGAUGAUGAUCAUGCAGAUGCUGAUAGGUCCCCUAUCUUCCUGCAGUUCAUAGAUUGUGUCUGGCAAAUGACAAAGCAGUUUCCAGCAGCAUUUGAAUUCAACGAGCUGUUUUUGAUCAGCAUUUUGGAUCAUCUUUAUAGCUGUCUCUUUGGUACCUUUUUAUGCAACUCAGAACAUCAGCGAGUAAAAGAGGAAAUAAGUACCAAGACCGUCUCUUUGUGGUCCUACAUUAAUAGCCAGGUUGAGGAAUUCAGUAACCCUUUUUACGUCAACUACAAAAACCACGUUCUGUAUCCUGUAGCCAGUCUAAGUCAUUUGGAAUUGUGGGUAAACUACUAUGUACGUUGGAACCCCCGAAUGAGACCUCAGAUGCCCGUUCAUCAGAAUCUGAAAGAACUCCUUGCCAUCCGAGGAGAACUGCAGAAGAGGGUGGAAGAGCUUCAGCGGGAAGCAGCCACACGCUCCAUCUCGUCUUCAUCCGAGCGAGGGUCUUCUCCUGCAGUCACCCCAGUCCACACUUCAGUCUGACCUGCCAGCAAGGCCACGAGGUUGACUACAGACGUGUAUCUGCUGCCAGAAACACCCCCCCCCGGUGUUAUUGGGGGGAGGGGGGCAUCACCUUUCCUUGGGGUCUGUUACAGUAAGGCCAAAACUAUUUUCUUGCAGUAUCAAGCGGUAGAGUGGUGGUUGCUAGUAUCUUUCUUAAUAUUUUUUGAUGUUGAUAAUUGAGUUUAUAGCCAAACCCUUACUUUUUGCAACUUGCAGCAAAACGAGGGAUCUCUUUGUUGGGCAAGCAAUGUGGCAAACGUAUUGCAGUGUCAUCUCCCAGCGAGACAUCAUAUCAAGUGGGCUUGAUUUCUAAAAAGGGAAAUCUAUCUGGUUUCCUUGGUACUAAAUACAUGGGAUUUCCCCCCCUUUUUUCCUUAGAAGAGGGGGAAGAAAGCCCCAGCAAGCAUUGUAUUUCUGGGAACAGUUGUAGAUGACCUGAUGCACUUUGAAAUGGAUUUUUUAUUACUAUAGCAGUUGUAUAUUUUGAAUGAAGAUGCUAAAAAGCAAUGAGCAGGAUUUGUUACUUCUGAGACACACCUGCUGGUUGUAAAAGUAAUCUUUGAAUCCGUGGAUUGUUGAAUACUAUUUUUUGCACGUUUUCUGUAGUUACUGCUCACUUUUGUCCAAAUGAAACAGAAAUAUGGAACUGACUCAGUUAUUUCAUUGUUUUCCAGAGUAUUUUUUAGUUUUGAAUGGUCUUUACACCUUCCCUAGGCAUCUAAAUAGGUGAAUCGCAGGUGGACAUACUUUGUUAAUAAUCUAUGUACCCAAGAGCUCGCUCUCUCUCUCUCGUGACUGCAAAGGAGUCUGUGCAAAGCCAAACUAUCUUCAAUGUGAACAGAAGCUAUUUCAAAUGGUUAGAAAAGAUAGCAAAAUUGUAACAAAGGAGCUAAAUAAAAAGUUCUUACACAA